AUGCGUGGGCAGAAGCCGGGCAAGGGGUCCAGGCCGGCAGGCCUGGUCCUGCCUGUGCUCAUCCCCUCGCUUCUGCACCUGAAGACAUCCCUGUGCCAGUACAGUUUCUACGUGGCCGCCCAGGGCAUCGGCUGGAGCUACGGCGCCGAGCGCGCGGAGCACAGUUUGAAUUCUUCUGCAACUACCUUUAAGAAAAUUGUCUACAGAGAGUAUGAUGCGCAUUUUCAGAAAGAAAAACCACGAUCUAAAACUUCAGGACUUCUUGGGCCUACUUUAUAUGCUGAAGUUGGAGACAUCAUGAAAGUUCACUUUAAAAAUAAGGCAAACAAGCCCUUAAGCAUCCAUCCUCAAGGGAUUAAGUACAGUAAAUUCUCAGAAGGUGCUUCCUACCCUGACCACACAUUCCCUGCGGAGAAGAUGGAUGAUGCUGUAGCUCCUGGCCGAGAAUAUACCUACGUGUGGACCAUCAGCGAGGACAGUGGGCCCACUCACGAUGACCCGCCGUGCCUCACAUAUAUCUAUUACUCCUAUGAAAAUCUGACACAGGACUUCAACUCUGGGCUGAUCGGACCUCUGCUUAUUUGUAAGAAAGGCACCCUCACCGAGGAUGGGGUUCAGAAGAUGUUUGACAGGCAGCAGGUGCUCAUGUUCGCUGUGUUUGAUGAAAGCCAGAGCUGGAGCCCGUCACCAUCCGUCAUGUACACGGUCAACGGCUAUGCACACGGGACGAUGCCAGGUAUCACGGUGUGUGCCCAGGACCACAUCAGCUGGCAUCUGAUUGGGAUGAGCUCUGGCCCAGAGCUGUUCUCCAUUCAUUUCAACGGCCAGGUCCUGGAGCAGAACCAUCAUAAGAUCUCAGCCUUGACCCUCGUCAGUGCUACGUCUGCGACUGCGAACAUGACCGUGGGCCCGGAGGGAAAGUGGAGCAUAUCUUCUCUCAUCCCCAAACAUUUACAAGCCGGGAUGCAGGCUUACGUGGCCAUUGAGAACUGCGCGAAGAGAACGAGACGCCCGAAGACGCUGACCUUGGCGCAGAGGCGGCACAUGAAGCGGUGGGAAUACUUCAUCGCCGCGGAGGAAGUCAUCUGGGACUACGCGCCUGUCAUACCAGCGAACAUGGACAAAAAAUACAGAUCUCUGCACUUGGAUAAUUUCUCCAACCAAAUUGGAAAAAAUUAUAAGAAGGUUGUGUACAGACAAUACCAAGAUGAGUCCUUCACCAAACGCCUGGAGGAGUCCGAUAGCCAACAAAACGGGAUCUUGGGCCCUAUUAUCAGAGCCCAGGUCAGGGACACGCUCAAAAUCGUGUUCAAAAACAUGGCGAGCCGCGUCUACAGCAUUUACCCCCACGGAGUGACCUUCUCUCCGCUCAAAGAUGAAGUCAACUCCUCCUCCUCCGGCAGUAACACCAUGAUCAGAGCCGUUCAGCCAGGGGAAACCUACACUUAUAAGUGGAAUAUCCUAGAGUCUGACGAGCCCACAGAAAAUGAUGCCCAGUGCUUAACAAGACCAUACUACAGUGAUGUGGACGUCGUAAGGGACAUUGCCUCUGGGCUGAUAGGGCUACUUCUAAUUUGUAAGAGCAGAUCCCUGGAUAAGCGAGGCAUACAGAGGGCAGCAGACAUCGAGCAGCAGGCUGUGUUUGCUGUGUUUGAUGAGAACAAGAGCUGGUACAUUGAGGACAACAUCAACAAGUUUUGUGAAAACCCUGAGAAGGUGAACCGCGACGACCCCAAGUUUUACGAGUCAAACAUCAUGAGCACCAUCAAUGGCUACGUGCCCGAGAGCAUAUCCACACUAGGAUUCUGCUUUGAUGACACCAUCCAGUGGCACUUCUGCAGUGUGGGAACCCAGGAUGACAUUUUGACCAUUCACUUCACUGGGCACUCCUUCAUCUAUGGCAAGAGGCAUGAGGACACGCUGACCCUCUUUCCUAUGCGUGGGGAAUCUGUGACCGUCACAAUGGAUAACGUUGGAACUUGGAUGUUAACUACCAUGAAUUCUAAUCCAAGAAGCAAAAACCUACAGCUGAGAUUCAGGGAUGUUAAAUGUACCCCGACUGAUGAAGAAAACGACUAUGAAAUCUAUGAAUUUCCAGAAUCUACACCCAUGAUGACUACGCGGAAAAUGCGCAAUUCUUCGGAAAAACAAAGUGAAAGGAAUAAUGGCGACGUUGAUUACCAUGACGAGCUGGCUUCAUCCCUGGGAUUCAGGUCAUUCAGAAAUUCAUCACCGAAUCGCGAGGGAGAAGAGUUCAACCUUACCGCCCUCGCCCUGGAGAACAGCUCUGAAUUCAUUCCUCCAAGUCCUGAUGCCUCUGUCCCUUCAGAUUCUCCUUUUGCAAGCAGCGUUAGCAGGCUCAUUUCCAGUACCUCUGCAGAACCUCACAAAACCCUCCCUCACCCUGAAACCACUGCAGCUGGUCCCCGUGCGGGACACAGCUUAGAAAAGAACUCACUUCUCAACUCUUCCACAGUAGAGCGCUCCAGCCCUUCCGAAGGCCCUGCAGAGGGCCCUCUGCAGUCAAAUGUCACACUUCCACUGGGUGCAGGAGUCAGAAGUCAAGAACACACUAAACAUAAGGGAUUCGAGGCAGGGAGCGACCGAGAGGCAAGGCACAGGUUCCCCCAGAUGGAAUUUCUAGAACAUAAAAUUGGGAGACAUUCAAGCCGAGACAACUCUUCUUCCAGAAUGGGGCCCUGGAAGGACCUUCCCAGUGAUCUGUUACUCUUAGAACAGAAGAAUCCGUCUAGGAUUUUGAAUGGGAAAUGGCACUUGGCUUCUGAAAAAGGUAGUUAUAAAAUAAUCCCAGAGGCUGAUAAGGUGAUGGCGGUUAAUAAGCUGCUGGGCAGCCCCUGGAAUGCCUCAAGGACGUGGGGAGAAGGCAUCCUUCUUACAAACAAGCGUGGAAAGCAAGAGGGCCACCCACAGCUUUCUGGAAUUAGACAUAGGUUUCUACCAGUAAGAAAGGAUGGAGGAAGGAGUGGACGGAAGAAUGGCACUGUUCUCAUUCGGACACGAAGAAAGAAGCUUGCACACCACGUCCCUCUCUCUCCAAGGAGUUUCCACCCUCCCAGAAGGGAGGCCAGCAUCCCACUUUCAGACUCGCUCCCCAAGGCCAGGGAAGCAUCUCUUCCCACAGACCUCAAUCAGACAUCCCCCCCUGUGAAUCUUAGCCUGAUAGCCUCACUUCCUGACCAUAAUCAGAACCCCCCAAACAACACUGGUCAGACAAGCUUCUCUCCAGAUGUUUAUCAGACAACGGCCCCGGAAGAGCUCUAUCAAACGUCCCCUAUUCCAGACUCUGAUCAAAUGCACUUCACUACAGACCCCAGUCACAAAGCUUCUCCAGACCCUGGCCAGAUGCUUGACAGUGAUCUAAGAAGCCAGUCCUUCCCUACUGACAUUGGACAAAUGUUCCUUUCUGUAGAACUUGAAGCCUGGCAGACAACCAUCUCUCCAGAUCUCAGUCAACCAUCCCUGUCUCCAGAACUUAGUCAGACAAACCUUUCCCCAAACCUCAGCCAGGAGAUUCCUUCUCCAGACUUCAGCCAGCCAACCCUUUCCCCUGACCUCAGACAGACAACCCUUUCUCCUGAUCUUGGUCAGAUGACCCUUUCUCCAGACCUCAGCCAGGCAACUCUCUCUCCAGACGUCAGCCAGGUAACUCUCUCUCCAGAUCUCAGCCAGGAGACUGUCUCUCCAGACUUCAGCCAAGAGAUUCUCUCUCCAGACCUCAGCCAGACGACCCUUUCUCCAGACCUCAGCCAGGAGACUGUCUCUCCAGACCUCAGCCAAGAGAUUCUCUCUCCAGACCUCAGCCAGACGACCCUUUCUCCAGACCUCAGCCAGGAGACUGUCUCUCCAGACUUCAGCCAAGAGAUUCUCUCUCCAGACCUCAGCCAGACGACCCUUUCUCCAGACCUCAGCCAGGAGACUGUCUCUCCAGACCUCAGCCAAGAGAUUCUCUCUCCAGACCUCAGCCAGACGACCCUUUCUCCAGACCUCAGCCAGGAGACUGUCUCUCCAGACUUCAGCCAAGAGAUUCUCUCUCCAGACCUCAGCCAGACGACCCUUUCUCCAGACCUCAGCCAGGAGACUGUCUCUCCAGACCUCAGCCAAGAGAUUCUCUCUCCAGACCUCAGCCAGACGACCCUUUCUCCAGACCUCAGCCAGGAGACUGUCUCUCCAGACUUCAGCCAAGAGAUUCUCUCUCCAGACCUCAGCCAGACGACCCUUUCUCCAGACCUCAGCCAGGAGACUGUCUCUCCAGACUUCAGCCAAGAGAUUCUCUCUCCAGACCUCAGCCAGGAGACUGUCUCUCCAGACCUCAGCCAGGUAACUCUCUCUCCAGACUUCAGCCAAGAGACUCUCUCUCCAGACCUCACUCAGACAGCCCUUCCUCCUGAUCCCAGGCAGACAUCACCUCCUCCGGACCUCGAUCCAGCGUCCUACACUUCUGAGUCUAGCCAGUCACAGCCUCUUCCAGAAUCUGAUCAGGCUUUCCCUUAUUCAGACCUUGGUCAGAUGCCAUCUCCACAACCAUCUCCACUAAAUAACACUUUUAUAACAAGCAAGUUUAACUCAACAGUUAUACUUGGCUUCAGAGGAGAAGAUGGAGAUUACGUUGAGUUUAUACCGAUGGGGAAGGAAGAGAGCAGCGAAGAAAACUCCCGUGAGAUUGAUCUCAUGUUCUAUGAUAACCCCUACCAAACUGACGUCUGGACGGACACCAACUCCUCCAGGAACCCUGACUACAUCGCCUCCUCGUACCUCCGCAGCAGCAAUGGAAACAGGAAACAUUAUUACAUUGCUGCUGAAGAAAUAUCCUGGGACUAUUCAAAAUAUGCCCAAAGGUUUGGCCAUAAAAUGGGUAACGAGGACCCCGAUGAUGCUCCAGAGCACACCGUAUACAAGAAAGUCGUUUUUCGAAAGUACCGUGAUAGCACGUUUACCACCCGUGACCCCCGGGGAGAGCAUGAAGAGCACCUUGGCAUCCUUGGCCCUGUCAUUAGAGCUGAGGUGGAUGAUGUCAUCCAAGUUCGUUUUAAGAAUUCAGCCUCCAGACCAUAUUCCCUUCAUGUCCAUGGGCUUUCCUAUGAAAAAUCAUCAGAGGGAAAGACGUAUGAAGAUGACUCUCCUGAAUGGUUUCAGGAAGACAAUGCCGUUCAGCCAAACAGCAGUUACACCUACGUGUGGCACGCCACCAAGAGGUCCGGGCCCGAGAACCCCGGCUCUGCCUGCCGGGCGUGGGCCUACUACUCAUCCGUGAACGCGGAAAGAGACAUCCACUCGGGCUUGAUAGGGCCCCUUCUGAUCUGCCGGAAAGGAACGCUUCACAAGGAGAGCAGCAUGCCCGUGGACAUGAGAGAAUUUGUCUUCCUUUUCAUGGUCUUUGAUGAAAAGAAGAGCUGGUACUAUGACAAGAAACCCCAGAGUUCUUGGAGACACGUGUCCACAGAAGUAAAACAUUCCCACGAGUUUCAUGCCAUCAACGGGAUGAUCUACAACUUGCCUGGCCUGAGAAUGUACGAGCAGGAGUGGGUGAGGCUCCACCUGCUGAACUUGGGCGGCUCCCGAGACAUCCACGUGGUUCACUUCCACGGCCAGACCCUGCUGGAAAACGGCACCCAGCAGCACCAGCUCGGCGUCUGGCCCCUGCUUCCCGGUUCAUUUAAAACUCUUGAAAUGAAGGCAUCUAAACCUGGCUGGUGGCUCCUAGACACAGAGGUUGGAGAAAACCAGAGAGCAGGGAUGCAAACGCCAUUUCUCAUCAUAGACAGAGAAUGUAAGAUGCCAUUGGGACUAAGCACAGGCAUCAUCGCUGAUACACAGAUCAAGGCAUCUGAGUUUCUGAAUUAUUGGGAGCCCAAAUUAGCAAGAUUAAACAAUGGUGGUUCAUAUAAUGCUUGGAUGACAGAAAAAACUUCAGACUUUGACUCUAAGCCUUGGAUCCAGGUGGACAUGCAAAGGGAAGUCCUGUUCACAGGCAUCCAGUCCCAAGGUGCCAAGCACUACCUGAAGUCCUACUACACCACUGAGUUCCGUGUGGCUUACAGCUCCGACCAGACCAAUUGGCAGAUUUUCAAAGGGAACAGCACCAGGAAUGUGAUGUAUUUUGAUGGCAACUCAGACACCUCUACAGUCAAAGAAAAUCAGUUUGACCCACCAAUUGUGGCUAGAUACAUUAGGAUCUACCCAACUGGAUUCUAUCAAAAACCUGCCCUUCGAUUGGAGCUGCAAGGCUGUGAGAUUAAUGGAUGCUCCACACCACUGGGCAUGGAAAGUGGAAAGAUAGAAAACACGCAAAUCACAGCUUCCUCUUUCAAAAAGUCCUGGUGGGGAGAUUCCUGGAAACCCUUCCUUGCCCGUCUGAAUGCCCAGGGCCGUGUGAAUGCCUGGCAAGCCGAGGCAAACAACAACAAACAGUGGUUACAAAUUGAUCUGCUCAAAAUCAAGAAGAUAACUGCAAUUGUAACACAGGGUUGCAAGUCCCUCUCCUCUGAAAUGUACGUGAAGAGCUACAGCAUCCACUACAGUGACCAGGGAGUGGAAUGGAAGCCUUACAGGCAGAAAUCCUCCAUGGUGGACAAGAUUUUUGAAGGAAAUAGUAAUAUCAAAGGACACGUGAAGAACUUUUUCAACCCACCGAUCAUUUCCAGGUUUAUCCGCAUCAUUCCGAAAACGUGGAAUCAAAGUAUUGCGCUUCGCAUGGAACUCUACGGCUGCGAUAUUUACUAGAACUGAAUAUUCGAGGAGACAGAAAGGACUCAAAGACAUCGAGCCAGUGAGACUGGGCAACGUAUUUUAUAGUAUGUUAAUUUCUCUACUAGAGAAUAAAAUUUUUUAUGUGAAACUUUUAUAAUGUAACUCCAUGCUUCCAUUAAGUGAGAUGAUGCCUAUUAUUUCUGCAUUAAUUUAAAUAUAAUUUUAAUAUAUUAGUUUUAAUGUCAAGAAUCAACAAGAGAUUGCUUAUCUUUCACAAUGAUUAAAUAUGUUACAUGAAGUAAUACUCUGUGCAUGUAGUUAAAAUGCUUCACAAUAGUUCUUUUAAACCCUGAACACAUUAAUAGAAAAGAUAUUAUUUUUUAAAACCAUAUCUGGGCAGCUGU
Messenger RNA from Miniopterus natalensis, 7112 nucleotides. Lineage: Eukaryota; Metazoa; Chordata; Mammalia; Chiroptera; Miniopteridae. The record is from RefSeq and is a predicted model, not a curated record.